AUUCCAGUAAGACUCCGGAAUCCGGGACGAAGAUUGAGACAGAUCCCGACCGGGGUCAAAGUACUAUAGUUACCAAACAUGCUUCUAGGAUAUAUAAAUAGACGAGUGAAUGACGAGAGAAUGAAGGUCUCCGGUAGAGAAACAUCUCUCUCUCUCUCUCUGCAGUUAGAGCUUCUGCGUGAACUAAAGUGGCUCAAGUAAUACAAGAUCUCAUGUUCAAGUUUUUGCUUUGCAAUUUCUUCGGCGGAAUAUCUUUCUAAUGAUCUUUUAUCAGGUUCAUUGGUUGCAUUCCACUAAGAAAAGGUAUUCUGAAACGCAUAUAUCGAGACGAAGUAGUUCAAAAAGGAAAAGAGAGGCCUUUAUAAAUAAAGACUAGAAGAUGCAGAAUUCGGUUUCGGAGCAAAGCUUCUACAUUGAGAGUGAAGAUGAAGACGAAGAGAAGGCAUAUAAUAAGGAGGGGGGAGACGACGGCAACGAUUCGGAUUCUUCCGAUGCUUCUUCGGUCGGAAGCCGCCAGAAAAACAGACCCAGCUCUUACAACCCUUCGUGGCCACAGAGUUACAGGCAAUCAAUGGAUAUGUACAGCAGUGUUGCUUCUCCCAAUAUUGGGUUUCUGGGCACUCCUACAUUGUCCAGAUUAAGCAGUUCAUUCCUUUCCUCCUCGCUAACAAGGAGACGCACGCCUGAGAUACUAUCCAAUCUGAUAAAGCCUCUGUUACCCACAGUAGCUGAUGAACAGAUACAACAGCAGAGGCGGAGCUCUCAUUCUCUCCUCCCUCCUCCAAUUCCCACCAAGAAACCUUCCUUAAAGAAGCUGACCGCUGAUCAGAAACCCCACAAGGUGUCCCAUGAACUCCCGGUUGCUCGCCACUGCUCUUACGGACAAACUGUGCUGAACGGCAUCAACGUUCUUUGCGGGGUUGGAAUCCUGUCCACUCCUUACGCAGCGAAAGAAGGGGGUUGGCUUGGCUUCUCUAUACUCUUAAUCUUUGCUAUUCUCUCCUGGUAUACUGGAAUCCUUUUGCGCAACUGCCUGGACAGCGAACCUGGGUUGGAGACAUACCCGGACAUUGGCCAGGCUGCUUUUGGUACUGCCGGCCGUUUAGCAAUAUCCAUAAUUUUAUACGUGGAAUUGUACGCUUGCUGCGUCGAGUAUAUCAUUUUGGAAAGCGACAAUUUAUCAUCAUUAUUCCCAAAUGCACAUUUAAGCUUUGGCGGUAUGGUGUUGGACUCCCACCAUCUGUUUGCUCUUAUGGCCACCCUCGCUGUUCUUCCUACUGUUUGGCUUCGAGACCUCAGUAUCCUGAGUUACAUCUCAGCUGGGGGAGUCAUUGCAUCUAUAUUGGUGGUUCUCUGCCUGUUCUGGAUUGGACUGGUUGAUCAAGUUGGCUUCCAGAACAAAGGAACUACUCUAAACCUGACCACCCUUCCGGUUGCCAUUGGGCUCUAUGGCUAUUGCUAUUCAGGACAUGCUGUCUUUCCAAACAUCUACACUUCAAUGGCAAAACCAAGUCAAUACCCAUCAGCCCUCUUGACAAUUUUUAUCAUUUGCACUUCAAUGUAUGCUGGAGUUGCUCUGAUGGGAUACACAAUGUUUGGGGAGAAAACAGAGUCACAGUUUACUCUUAACAUGCCCCAAGAUUUAGUUGCUUCAAAAAUAGCUGUCUGGACUACGGUGGUUAACCCAUUCACUAAAUAUGCAUUAACCAUGACACCAGUGGCAAUGAGUCUAGAAGAAUUGAUUCCAUCAAAUCAUCUUAAAUCUCACAUGUACGCAAUCCUCAUCAGAACAGCUUUGGUUAUCUCCACCUUGCUUGUGGGUCUCAGUGUCCCUUUCUUUGGUCUCGUGAUGGCACUGAUUGGAUCUUUACUCACCAUGCUUGUUACUUUGAUACUUCCUUGUGCUUGCUUUCUUAGCAUUUUAAGGGGUAAAGUCACACUGUUUCAGGGAACCAUGUGUAUUUUGAUUAUUAUAGUAGGUGUUAUAUCUUCUGGAUUUGGAACAUUUUCCGCCCUUUCUAAAAUUAUAGAGAACUUGAGUUGAAGCAUUGGAGUUCAUGCAACAAAAAGAAAGGAUAUCUUAAUUAUGUGGAUCAAAACCAAUGGUACUCAAAUUUUCUUAUGAGCUCAUUCAGGUUUAUCAAUUCUUUUGAAGUACAUCUCAACAAGACCUUUCAGUUUCACAUGCCAUCAACUCAAAGCAAUGCUGCUAUAUGGACGCAGUGGUAUGUGGAAAUAAAUCACUCCACCCUCACAGCGUCUGAAAUUAAUUCAUCAAUGACCAUUUUGUAGAUGUCAUAUUAGACACAAGGGUGAGAUUUUGUAGAAAGAUGUUAACUUAUUAGAAUGUUUAGAUGUACAAUAAUAAAAAUUGUAAAAGGUUCUAAAUUAGCAAGGCUACA
This is a messenger RNA of Nelumbo nucifera (sacred lotus), 2402 nucleotides long. The record is from RefSeq and is a predicted model, not a curated record. Lineage: Eukaryota; Viridiplantae; Streptophyta; Magnoliopsida; Proteales; Nelumbonaceae.